UGUGUGUUUUCUUUGACCUUAAUUCACACACUCACACACUCUCUCUCUCUCUAAAAUAACGGCAUAUUCAUCUCUCCCAAAACAAUUCGAGCUUUCUCCGGAGACACAAUAAUAAUCCAUUCAAGAAAAUACCCACAUUGAAUUGAAUCUCUCCAAAUUUCUCGAAAAAAUUCCUCAAAGAUCCGAAAACAAAAACACCCACAUCCUUAACUCAUGUAAAGUUUUCAUCUCUCUCUAGAAUGGUGGUGAAUGUGAUCAAAUGGAGGCCGUGGCCGCCGCUGCUGUCGAAGAAAUUCAAGGUGAAAUUGGUGGUGAAGAAGAUGGAAGGGGGGAGGUGUGAUCCUGUGCAUGAGAAGGAUUACCAUAAUAAUAGGGCUGUGGAAAUUAGGUGGAAGGGCCCCAAGAUUAGCUUGACUUCUUUUAGGAGGACUGUCAAGAGGAAUUUCACAAGAGAGGUGAAAGUUAUGGAGUCAAACGGUGUCGUUCAAUGGGAUGAAGAGUUUCAUACAAUUUGUACCCUUUCUGGUUCUAAAGAAAAUGCUUUUAAUCCUUGGGAGAUUGGUUUUACUGUCUUGAAUGGAUUAAGCGCAGGACCAAAAAACAAAAUUCCUAUAAUUGGAACAGCAUCGUUGAAUCUCGCUGAAUUUGUUUCUGCCGCCGAAGAAAAAGAUCUUGACCUCACCAUUCCGCUCACCUUAUCAUGUGAAGCAACCGAACCUCACCCCACUCUUCACAUACAACUUAGUUUGAUGGAGUUGAGAGCUGAUCAGGAGCCAGCAGAACCUACACAAAGUCAAAGUCAAACAUCGGAAAGUUCAUCAGAAGAGAAAGACGAGCUUUCUGCACUCAAAGCCGGAUUAAGAAAAGUCAAAAUCUUUACCGAAUCAAUUAGGCGAGGAAGAAAAACGUCCGGUGACGAUGAUCAUGAUAACAGGAGUGACGAAGGCGAUUUAUCCUCGUACCCGUUUGAUUCCGAAUCACUUGAGGGGUCUGAAGAAGGCGAGUUAAACGAAGUCAAAGAAGACGAUGACGCAGCGUUCAGGAAAUCGUUUAGCUAUGGUACAUUGGCGUAUGCUAAUUGUACCACUGGAUCCCUUUAUGAAGACGGUGUUUAUUACAGUAAUAGAAAAUCUGAUGUGGGUUGCUCUCAAAACGAUGAUUCAAAUGCUUCGGUUUCCGAACCGUAUGUGAUACCUAGUCAAAAACGUGUUAUCUUUCCUUGGAGGAAAAGGAAAAUGAAUUUAAGAUCACCGAAAACUAAAGGUGAACCACUUUUAAAGAAAGCAUAUGCUGAAGAAGGCGGUGAUGACAUUGACUUUGACCGCCGACAGCUAAGCCCUGACCAAUCUCUUGCGUGGUAUAUGUUGAAUAACCAAUCUUCGGUAUCUGAAUUUGGGGAUGAUGAUUUUGCUGUCGGAAAUUGGGAACAGAGGGAAAUAAUCAGCCGUGACUCUCACAUGAAGCUUCGAACACAAGUUUUCUUUGCUUCAAUAGAUCAACGGUCUGAACGAGCCGCCGGUGAGAGUGCAUGCACCGUCCUAGUGGCAGUCAUAGCCGAUUGGUUCCAAAAUAAUCAUGAUCACAUGCCAAUUAAGUCCCAACUCGAUUCUUUGAUCCGUGAAGGCUCGUUAGAAUGGAGAAAUCUUUGUGAAAAUGAAAUUUACCGGACCCGCUUUCCCGAUAAACACUUCGAUCUUGACACCAUUCUUGAAGCCAAUUUACGUCCUCUAUUGGUUGUUCCGGAAAAAUCUUUUAUCGGGUUUUUCCACCCUGAAGAAAUCCAAGAGGGUAGUUUUGACUUUUUGCAUGGCGCAAUGUCUUUCGAUACUAUGUGGGAUGAGAUUAGUCGUGAGUCAGAGCCACGUGUCUACAUAGUGAGCUGGAAUGACCACUUUUUCGUCUUGAAAGUUGAUUCUGACGCAUAUUAUAUUAUCGAUACUUUAGGGGAGAGGCUUUUUGAGGGGUGUAAUCAAGCUUAUAUCUUGAAAUUUGACCGAAACACGGUGAUUUAUCAACUUCCGUCAUCCGAAUCCGGUUCUGAUGAUUCUAACAGAAAGUCAACUUCAGAAGCCGUGGAACCGGUCAAGAAUACGAUCGAAAAUGAGGUUAUCUGUGAGGGAAAAGAAGCUUGUAAGGUGUAUUUAAAAUGCUUUUUGGCGGCCAUUCCUAUUAGAGAACUGCAAGCAGAUAUGAAAAAAGGUUUAGUUUCUUCAACACCGCUUCAUCACAGGCUACAGAUCGAGUUUCACUACACUCAGUUACAACCACCACCUGCUGAUACAUCUGCGAGUCCCGACCUCGUUCCAGUUGUUGCCACAGCAAAGCCGGUUGUCACAUAGGAUAGUUUUACAAAGGGCAAUGCGGUUUUAGAUUUAAAGUUUAAAAGUUUAAACUAGCUUUGUUUCUACUAGUUAUUUGUUUUUCUUGAAUGUUCAUAGUGUUUGUUUUAAAGACUCAUAGGAUGGAAAGUUAAGGGGAAUCCUAACUGUGUAGUCUCUGUUUCCAUCUUUCGCAUAAUGAAGACGUUGACUUUUUUGGGUCAACUUUAGUUUUUCGGUUUAAAUUUUG
This is a messenger RNA of Helianthus annuus (common sunflower), 2568 nucleotides long. RefSeq lists its product as uncharacterized. The transcript is spliced from 4 exons. The record is from RefSeq and is a predicted model, not a curated record. Bases 240 to 2339 code for a protein of 699 amino acids. Lineage: Eukaryota; Viridiplantae; Streptophyta; Magnoliopsida; Asterales; Asteraceae.